Paraphaeosphaeria sporulosa is the source of this 801-nucleotide messenger RNA. RefSeq names its product 3-oxoacyl-reductase. NCBI's taxonomy places the organism in Eukaryota, Fungi, Ascomycota, Dothideomycetes, Pleosporales, Didymosphaeriaceae. The transcript has 5 exons. The record is from RefSeq and is a predicted model, not a curated record. Gene Ontology annotation, molecular function: oxidoreductase activity. The coding region runs from base 1 to 801 and encodes 266 amino acids.
AUGUCCACCGGCCACCUCAAAGCACCGCUGCAGGGCAAAAUCGCCCUCGUGACAGGCGCGACAGGCGGCAUUGGCACCGCCGUGUGCCGCCGGCUCGCGGCGCUGGGAUGCAGCAUCGGGAUCCAUUACAACACUGAUCAAGACGCUGCGCUGGCGCUGCUAGAGGAAUUCAAGGAGGACUACAUGCAUGCUUUUGGGAGCAAGUUUGUGUGCUAUGGGGCGGAUCUGGGGAACUAUGAGGAGGUCAGAGAGCUGCAUGAGCAUAUCGUUGCGUUGCUGGGUCCGCCUAAUAUAUUGAUCAACAACCAUGGGGCUACUGUCCAGACAGGUACAAAGUCCAUCGACGAGGUGUCUAUCUCUGCGUUUGAGGAUGCCUGGCGCAUCAAUUGCGGGUCUUCGUACCUCUUGACCCAGCUUUGCAUGCCGGCCUUGGAGGGCGAGGGCUGGGGGCGGGUCAUCUUUGUAUCGAGCGUAGCGGGCAUUACCGGCGGGAUAAUUGGACCGCAUUAUGCGAGCGCAAAGAGUGCUCUACAUGGGUUGAUUCAUUGGCUCGCGAAUACGUACGCGAAGAAGGGAAUUACGGUCAACGGGGUGGCACCAGCGUUAAUCGAACAGACGAAGAUGUUGCCUGGAAGCAACGAGGAGCUAUCGAAGAGUGGCGCUAAUGACAUCGUAGUGGUACCCGUAGGAAGAUUGGGGAUGCCGGAUGAGGUCGCGGAAACAGUUCUGUGGAUGAUUAAUACGUCGUACGUGACGAACAAGGUCAUUGCCGUGGACGGCGGAAUGGUUCCGCAGCAUUGA